UCUCUCUCUCUCUCUCUCUCUCUCUCUAAAGCUUCCAAAUGCUCUUCCACAUGAACCUCACAUCCCCUCCUCCUUUCUCCAAAUGGGCAUCCAAUCUUCACCAUUAAAACCAUUUUUCGUGCUCCAGUACCUCAAUUCUUGGUUCAAAUCUCUUAUCUUUCUGUCUCCAAGUCAGAGAGAGAGCAAAAGGAAACUCAGUGAAGAAAGAGAAGGGAAAGGAAAGAGAAAACCAUGUUGUUAUCUCCCACUAGCCCCUCUCUCUCUUCCUCUGCUUCCUCCUCUUCAUUCCUGAGACCCAACAAACCAAACCCAACUCUCUCUCUCAUCCCCCAUCGGUUCUUCCCCAAACCCAUCUCCUUUCCUGAAUUAUCCCUGAACUUCUCGAAACCCCCAUCUUUUUCGGGCUCCAUUUUGAUAGCCCAGGCCUCCUCCACAACCGACAACUCUGGUUCUGAUACAGAAGAGGAAGGAGAGUUUGAAGAGUAUGAAGUAGAGAUAGAGAAGCCCUAUGGAUUAAAAUUUGCAAAGGGACCAGAUGGGGGGACUUAUAUUGAUGCCAUUGCACCUGGAAGGUCAGCUGAUAAGACUGGCAAGUUCUCAGUUGGAGACAAAGUCAUUGCAACUAGUGCUGUGUUUGGUACUGAGAUGUGGCCUGCCGCCGAAUAUGGGCGAACCAUGUAUACUAUCCGCCAAAGGAUCGGGCCUUUACUCAUGAAAAUGCAGAAGGGAGAUGGGAGGAUUGUUCAAAAGGAGCUUACAGAAAAAGAGUUGAUCAGAGCUGAGAGGAACUCUGGCGUGAUUAGCGACAGAGUGAGAGAAAUUCAAUUGCGGAACUAUCAAAGAAAAAUGGAACAGAAGGAGCGUAGAGAAAAGGACCUUCGUGAGGGUUUGAAGCUUUAUAAGGAAGAGAAGUAUGAAGAAGCAUUGGAGCGGUUUGAAUCUCUGUUGGGUUCAAAACCUGAACCAAAUGAAGGUUCCGUGGCGAGCUACAAUGUGGCUUGUUGUUAUUCCAAGCUAAAUCAGGUGCAAGCAGGUCUCUCUGCCCUUGAAGAUGCCAUGGAGGCAGGAUAUGAAGAUUUUAAGAGCAUCCGAAGCGAUCCUGAUCUGGUCAACUUGAGGGCUUCAGAAGAUUUCAAGCCACUAUUGGACAGGUUUGAUGAAUCCUUCAUCAACGAGGGCGCCAUCAACACCAUCAAAUCCUUAUUUGGCAUAUUCAACAAGUAAUAAUUCGUCCAUGGGUGAUUGAAGGCAAACCCUGUUGCACUACGCUCCAUGAUCACUAUAAGUUUCAAAGAGGAGCGAGCUUCUCCGGACUUUGUGUAGGCUCUUUUGUUUUGAAGGAUUGGUAACUGUAGUAGGUCAAAAAAGUUCGCAUAAUUCGUGCACUUUGUAUGAUUAUGCAUUUUCAUUGCUCGAUUUGGUUCAUGCUAUUCUUUUCUGAUGGUUGUUAACAGUUAUUUUGAAUAAAAAAUUGAGGAUUGGUAGGAUAAAUAUCAUCCUAUUUC
Amborella trichopoda is the source of this 1505-nucleotide messenger RNA. It is a transcript of the gene ZKT, whose product is annotated as protein containing PDZ domain, a K-box domain, and a TPR region. Lineage: Eukaryota; Viridiplantae; Streptophyta; Magnoliopsida; Amborellales; Amborellaceae. Gene Ontology annotation, molecular function: protein binding. The record is from RefSeq and is a predicted model, not a curated record.